AUGUCCUGCUCUUUCACCAACCAAGUCAUUGCCCAGCUCGAGUUGUGGAAUGAGAAGAGCAGUGGCAAAUACGAGAAGAAGGUGUACGUCUUGCCAAAGCACCUCGACGAGAAGGUUGCUGCCCUUCACCUUGGAAAGCUCGGAGCUAAGCUCACCAAACUUACCAAGGAACAAGCUGAUUACAUUAGCGUACCAGUUGAAGGUCCUUACAAGCCUGCUCACUACAGGUACUGAGCGAAGACAAGUUGACAGUGGAACUAAAUUGUCACGGCAUGAUUGUUUGCUUUGAAUACUUUACUUUUGCUUAGGAUAAUAGUGUUUUGAUUAUUGUUGGGAUAUUUGGGAUGAACUAGGCAUGUUUUGCUGGAAAGAGUUGGUCUCGUAUGAAAAAAGACCUAAAUAAGUUCGUUUUAGGGUUGGUGGUAAUGCUAUGUUAUUGUAGUAUUUUGAUCCCCAUUUGCCGUUUGGUGUAUGACUUUUGUUUCAACAA
Molecule: messenger RNA, 490 nt
Organism: Capsicum annuum
Lineage: Eukaryota; Viridiplantae; Streptophyta; Magnoliopsida; Solanales; Solanaceae
Product: adenosylhomocysteinase-like
Biological process (GO): L-methionine cycle
Cellular component (GO): cytosol
Molecular function (GO): adenosylhomocysteinase activity
Source: RefSeq, marked validated